This is a messenger RNA of Populus nigra (black poplar), 2703 nucleotides long. RefSeq names its product zinc finger BED domain-containing protein DAYSLEEPER. NCBI's taxonomy places the organism in Eukaryota, Viridiplantae, Streptophyta, Magnoliopsida, Malpighiales, Salicaceae. Gene Ontology annotation, molecular function: DNA binding; protein dimerization activity. The transcript has 6 exons. The record is from RefSeq and is a predicted model, not a curated record. Bases 429 to 2489 code for a protein of 686 amino acids.
UUCAGUCAUUAGGUUUCCACCAGCCGAGCCACACACGCAGGCGCAGACACGCCCUCUCUCUCCUUCCUUUUAUGACUUAAUAAAAUUUUCUUCUCUCAACAAAAAAUAAAAAAAUCUAUCAGUCUCUUCUUGCUCGGCUUAGAUCCGGCUUAGUUAGAUCCACAGCCUUUCUUUCUUUCUUGAUCUCCCUCCCUCCAUUUUUCUCUCUCUAGACUCUCUCUCUCUCUCUUCCGCUCUGUAACACCUGUCUCUUUCAAAGUUUUUCUUCUUCAUCCACCAUAAAAAAAAACCCUCCAAAUCCCAGUGAUUAAUGAUUUUUCUUGUUAGAAUUGGAGAAUUUUUUGAGAGGAAGAGAUGGAUUUUGGGGUAAGAAAGAAGGAUCAAGUUAAGCUACAGGAAGUGUGAGUGGGAGAGCUGCUGCAAACCAAAUGGAGUGGACUGUAAAUAAUGCGUUCAAAACUUACAAAGCUGUUGCUUGUGGAGUAGAUAUGGAUCAUCCCAAAUCAAUGAUGGAUGUGGCACUCAUCCAAAAUGUCGAUCCAGUAGAUAUUGGACUGGGAUCUUCAGAAAAGGGAACUACUGUGGUUCCAACAAAAAGAAAGAAGACAAUGACUUCAGUCUAUCUUAAAUUUUUUGAGACUGCUCCUGACGGAAAGAGUCGGCGGUGCAAGUUUUGUGGACAAAGCUAUUCUAUUGCAACUGCCACGGGCAAUUUGGGGAGGCACCUGAGUAAUCGCCAUCCAGGAUAUGAUAAGUCCGGAGAUUCAGUCACUAGUUCAGCACCACAGCCCAUCACUGUGGUCAAGAAAGCUCAACAACAGGGGAAACAACAGAUGGAUUAUGAUCAUCUAAAUUGGUUGCUCGUUAAGUGGCUCAUCUUAGCUUCUCUUCCUCCUUCAACCUUGGAAGAAAAGUGGUUGGCAAACUCAUUUAAAUUUCUAAACCCAUCAAUACAACUCUGGCCAGGUGACCGGUACAAAGUAAAAAUCCGUGAAGUUUUCAGGAGCAUGCAGGAAGAUGUGAUGGCUACUUUGGAAAAGGUUUCGUCCAAGGUUUCAAUUAUUCUGGAUUUCUGGAGCUCCUAUGAGCAAAUAUUCUAUAUGAGCGUCACAUGUCAGUGGAUAGAUGAAAACUGGUCCUUCCAACAAGUCCUUCUUGACAUAUGUCAAAUACCUUACCCUUGUGGUGGUUCUGAGAUUUAUCAUUCCCUGGAAAAGGUUCUCAAGAUGUACAACAUAGAGAGUAGAGUCCUCUCAUGCACUCACGAUAACAGUCAGAAUGCUAUUCAUGCGUGCCAUACUCUGAAGGAGGAGUUAGAUGGUCAGAAACUGGGGAUGUUCUGCUAUAUUCCUUGUGCUGCUCGCACUUUGAACUUGAUUAUAGAAGAUGGAUUAAGAACCACAAAACCAGUAAUAUCUAAGGUCAGGGAGUUUGUGCUAGAGCUAAAUUCAUCAGCCAAGAUGUCAGAGGAUUUUAUUCAACUAACAGCAGCUUAUCAGGAGGGCAGUUGGAAAUUUCCACUUGAAACUUCAGCACGCUGGAGUGGUAAUUACCAGAUGCUUGAUAUUGUGUGCAAGGCUGGAAAGUCUAUGGAUGCCGUUAUGAGAAAGUACGAGGAGACAAUUGUUGGGAGGACGGUGCUGAGCCCUGCAGAAAAGAAUGCAGUUAGUAUCGUGCAUAAAUAUUUGGAACCCUUCUACAAAACCACAAACAACAUUUGCACAAACAAGUUACUCACCAUCGGGCUGGUUCUCUUCUUCAUGGAUCACAUCUCUGAGAUGAUUACCCUAUGCAAAGAUUCCCGUCUCAGCUCAGAUUGGCUAAAAAGUGCUGCUGAAGACAUGGCAACAAAGUCUAGGAGUUACACCACACAGGUUGGCAACAUAUUCAUCUUCAUGACAGCAAUUCUGGAUCCCCGAAUCAAAUGUGAGCUCAUCCCUGAGAGCCUCAGCUCAGGAAACUAUCUGGAGGAAGCCAGAACUCUAUUCAUAAGAAAUUACUCUAGCAGCCAUUUUUCAUCCAUGACAAGUGGGUAUGGUGCUCAAGAGAUUGAAGAUAGGGGGAGUGUUUCCUUUGCAGAGGAAAUUGCUAGGAAGAAGCGAAGAGUGAGCUUGAGCAAUGCAACCGACGAGCUUACUCAGUACCUGUCAGAGCCUCCCGCUCCAAUACCAACAGAUGUCCUGGAGUGGUGGAAGGUCAACAGCACGCGCUAUCCACGUCUUUCAGUGAUGGCCCGGGAUUUCUUGGCUGUGCAGCCGACCUCAGUGGCGCCUGAAGAUCUGUUUUGCAGUAAAGGUGAUGAAAUUGACAAGCAACGAUUUUGUAUGCCACAUGAUAGCACACAGGCGAUUCUUUGUAUCAGGUCAUGGAUGCAAGGAGGGAUCAAGUUGAAGUGCAAGUCAGAUGAGAUAGACUACGAGAGAUUGAUGGAAAUGGCAGGUGCUACAACAGCAGAAAUCACUGUUGGCCUGGACAAGAAACAAAGAUGAUAAAAGACACGUCGAUGAAUGAGAAUACAGGAUGUAAUUUUGGUGUAAUUUAGUUGAUGGAAGCAAAGUGCACUUGCUGCCUGUAGUUUAGGUUAUCUCCUGCAUAGUCCAUUUGUAAUUUAGUUGCCUCUUAACUCACGAGACGAACUGGACGCCCAGAAUUUUUUUAUAAACUCUGUUGUAUCUAUCAAUGCUAUGCAUGUGCGGUUCAGAA